Molecule: messenger RNA, 2467 nt
Organism: Ictalurus furcatus (blue catfish)
Lineage: Eukaryota; Metazoa; Chordata; Actinopteri; Siluriformes; Ictaluridae
Gene: arhgdia
Product: Rho GDP dissociation inhibitor (GDI) alpha
Exons: 6
Coding region: 152-763 (203 amino acids)
Biological process (GO): Rho protein signal transduction
Cellular component (GO): membrane; cytoplasm; cytosol
Molecular function (GO): Rho GDP-dissociation inhibitor activity; protein binding
Source: RefSeq, a predicted model, not a curated record
GUGAACGUGGUUCCAUAUUCUGCCAGGGCCUGUAAAUGAAUCGAGUCUUUUAUGAAUCCUCUCAGUGUGAAAUAGCGGCUUUGGUUAGAAGGUGGCGUUUACCACGAGGCCACACGGGGAGUUUGGAUUUCACCGUUGAAAGCAGUAAAUCAUGGCUGAGCAUGAACCAACCCCGGAGCAGCUAGCAGCCAUCGCUGCCGAGAACGAAGAGAGCGAGGUUGUGAACUACAAGCCACCGGCACAGAAGAGCCUGCAGGAGAUCCAGGAACUGGACAAGGAUGAUGAGAGCCUGCGCAAGUACAAAGAGGCUUUGCUCGGCUCAACCUCUGUGUCCAUAGAUCCCAACGCUCCCAACGUCCAAGUGACACGACUAACUUUAAUGUGUGAGACGGCCCCUGCUCCUCUGACCCUUGACCUGCAAGGAGAUCUGGAGAGCUUCAAAAAGCAGUCGUUUAUACUUAAAGAAGGAGUGGAGUACAGGAUAAAGAUCAGCUUCAAGGUGAACAAGGAGAUCGUCUCAGGACUGAAGUAUGUACAACAGACCUUUAGGAAAGGGGUGAAGCUUGACAAGUCUGACUACAUGGUGGGAAGUUAUGGGCCUCGGCCAAACGAGUACGAGUUCCUCACCCCUCUGGAGGAGGCGCCGAAGGGUCUUCUGGCCCGCGGCACCUACAACAUAAAGUCCAAGUUUACCGACGACGACAAGCACGACCACCUGUCCUGGGAGUGGAACCUCAACAUCAAGAAGGACUGGAAAGACUAAGCCGCUCCCGAACCUCAGCUGCUUUUCCUCUCCAUCGUUUUCCAUUCUUUCUCCCUCUCUUUCCUCCACAUUUCCUUCAUGCGUACCAUCAUCAUGGAAUAACUGGUUAAUCAACAAACAAAAAGGCUCUCACUCCGUCCAUCUUCCUACCAUUUGUCAUUCUUUGCAUUUGCUCUUCCCCUUCACUCCCUUCCAGUGAAUGAGUAUUGAGGAUUUUCAUGAAAAAUAUAUGUGAAAACAAACAAAAAUGUGCACAAUCCAAAUUUUGUGUUUUUGUUUUGUUUGUAUAUAAAAGUUUAAAAAAAAAAAAAAAAACCGAGAGGAAAAAAUGUUCAAAAACAUGAAUGCUUUUGACAUGGCUGUUGGUAAUCUUCACAUCCCCCAUGCUUAUCCUUCCGUGUCCUUUACCCUACCCAUGUGUGUCCUACAUGCAUAUUUCCUUACAUUCCUUUUCUCUUUAUUCUUUUUUUUUAAUUAUUUUUUUUUAACCAUAAUCUGCCUUGAUUAAAAGUAAAGGAAAUGGUGCCGCUUACUAAUGUUUUGCCACUGGCAGAGCUAUUGGCUUUCCUCAACACUAUACAUGUGGGGAAAGUGAUGUUUGUUCCUUUUUGAGAUAAUCUGUGUGCAGUGGUUAGCGUGGCUGGUUAUAGCUGACAUUGAAAAUCUGUUCCUAGCAGGGACUUGUUUGCAUGUGGAUAAUGUAGUGUUUCAAAGAUGUAGCUGUCUUUAUUGCAAAUGUGGUGACCUAUCCACUAGAGGAGCUCCACUGAUCAGCCUUCCUGGUAGUGGCCUGUGUGUCUUCUUGACCAUUUUUUUAUUUUAUUUUAUUUUAUUUUAUUUUUUAUAUGUGGCCUUAAGAAAUUAUUCCUGUAGCAUGAUGUUGAGGAAGUUCUUGCCUUUUGAAGUGUAACCGUUAUAAAUAUCCAAUCAUUCCCCCAUGGCUGGAGUCAAAGGUGCUCACUUUGAUUACUGCUGCUUCCGCUUGGGAAGGAUCAUUUCAUCUGGUGCCUCAUCCACUCAGUUUUUUCAGGAUAAACCAAAACAUGAAGGCGAGUAGAAACAGAAAUAGGUGAACUAUGCUGAAAAAUCAACUCAAUUUUGGUCCCCCUCUAUCUUCUCUUGCCUUUAUUGCUUUCACUUCUACUUUCUGUCCAGUGAAAUUCUCUCUCCCAAAUGUGUCCAUUUCUAAAGCGGGCAUGUUCUUACUUUGUGAAUUGUGCCCUUGUGGUCUACGCAAGUUGUCAUUGAGUGCUAAAGAGAUUUCUCGAAGCAGAAAGGGCUGUUUUCACUUGCAGACCUCGACUAUUAAAUGCUUCAGCUAAAAAUUAACAUCACUGGCUGUGCCUCCACUAUUUACCAUCACAAGCUGCUUUAUCAAGACCUCUGAAACAUAAACACAAAACUCUAACUGAGGUCUGGGUAGGUGAGAUGGACAAUACUGAUCUGGGGGAGGUGUUCUUUCAAUCUGGAUGCAGUGUAGACUUCUUUCACUUCAGUCCUCCAGUGUAGCCGUUAUCACCUUAAAGUUUAAUCUCAGAACAGUGAAUGCGUUCGGUAUUCUACACACUUUUACGUCGACAGCGUUGCCUGUAAUGUUGCGUGGAGAUUUUUAGCACUUGCUUCUUCCUUUGUACUUCUGUCAUUCUAUCACUGUGGAAGGAGAUUACUGUUCAUCUGUGUCAACAUUAAAAGUGUUCAAAAUGA